Molecule: messenger RNA, 1377 nt
Organism: Miscanthus lutarioriparius
Lineage: Eukaryota; Viridiplantae; Streptophyta; Magnoliopsida; Poales; Poaceae
Source: the annotation of a GenBank genome assembly
AUGGGCAACCGUGCGUCGCGCUACAACCGCCCCGCCGCCGAGCAGCAGCCGGCGUCACCCGACCCCGCCCAAGCCCCAGACCCAGCCGCCGCCGCAGCCGCAGCCGCAGCCGAAGCAGGCGGCGGUCGAGGGGCGGGGGCGGGGGCGGGGGCGAGGGCGGCGGGGCGCGUGCUGGGGCGGCCCAUGGAGGACCCGCAGGGCCCGUGCAAUGCGCUGGCGGUGCUGCGGGACCACGCGGGCUCCGUCUCUAGCCUCUCGCUCUGCGGGGAGUUCCUGCUCAGUGCGUCCACGGGCGGCGACAUCGUGGUGUGGCAGCAGCCCGACCUGCGGCGCUUCGCGCGGUUCGACCACGGCGAGAACGGCGGCUCCGUCAAGGCGCUGGCGGCCUCGGGUGGGCGGGUCUUCUCCGCACACCAGGACGGCCGCGUCCGCGUCUGGCGCGUCUCCCGCCGCUCCCGCUCCCAGAACGCCUUCAAGCUCAUCGCCGCGCUGCCCACCGCCAGGGACUACCUGGGCCGGCGCCUCUGGAUCGAGCACGCCGACAGCAUCUCCUGCCUCGCCGUCGCCACCACCGUGCACAACGCCGCGCUGCUCUACUCGGGCUCCUGGGACCGCACGCUAAAGGUCUGGCGCAUCACUGACCUCAAGUGCCUCGACUACAUCCUCUCCCAUGACGACGCCGUCAACACCGUCGCCGCCGGCGCCGGCGUCGUCUACUCCGGCUCCGCCGACGGCCGCGUCAAGGCGUGGGAGAAGGGCAAGGCGCCGCAUUUCCUCCAGGGCGUCCUCGUCGCCCGCGAUGGCGUGUCCUGGAACGCGCUCGCCGUCGCCGCAUCCGACCACCGGGUCUACGCCGCGGGCUCCGACAGCCACAUCGCCGGCUGGGACCGCCGCGCGCUGGACCCUCGCGUGCGAUGUGAAGGCGCACGACAUGGCAGUGCUGUGCCUCUACGUCGUCAGGGACCUGCUCUGCACCGGCUCCGCCGACAAGACCAUCGGCCUUUGGCACCGGCAGAGCGGCGGCGAGCUGGCCAAGGUGGGCGUCAUUGGAGGCCACGAGGGCCCUGUAAAAUGCAUCCAGGCGUCCUGGGAUAUGAUGUGGUCGCCCUGGCAAGUCCUGAACGUUUUGUUGUUGGCUUGGAUAUUUCUGAUCUGGCUGUCAAGAAGGCUAAGCAGGGCUUUCAGAGUGAGAUGGCCCUGAAAGUAAUGAAUGAACAUGUUGUAUUUUGUGUGAAUCGGCUCAAUUAUCAGAAGGUACUGGAACCGCUGGGUUUGAAGGCCAUUCUUAUGGAAGACAAUGAGCUAGCUAUUAAACCACGGAAGGGAUGUGAGAAAAUCGGGAGGUGGAAAAGAUAUGCACACCAAUCAUCUCUGUGA